This is a messenger RNA of Plutella xylostella (diamondback moth), 1168 nucleotides long. RefSeq lists its product as uncharacterized. Lineage: Eukaryota; Metazoa; Arthropoda; Insecta; Lepidoptera; Plutellidae. The record is from RefSeq and is a predicted model, not a curated record.
UGCUCUAAAUGGUUGGUGACCACUGGGAAAAUCGCUAUCACUGCGGUCAGUAUAAAUAAAGUAACGGUCACCGGCUUUCGUCACCAACUGUGAUAGACCCGAGAUGUCACUACGCAUUGUUAACUUAACGACGUUGGCAUGGUGGCUUUUGGCCCUUCAAAUCGGGCCAGCGUGGUGGAGCAGCAUCACUGCAGUUUCUGCACAAAAUCCACCACCGGGACCGAAAACUGUGGAAGCUCAGGCUAAGUUUUUCCAGGAUUUUUUCUCAGUUCAGUUGAGCCCCCACAAGCUAGAGUUCGGUCACGUCUGCGAGGACCCCCACAACUGGGAGCAGCGGUAUGAGAGGAAAGAUUUUAAGAACCACAGGGAUAUGGGAAAAGUUCGAUGGGGAGACAAAAAAGGUGGUUAUGGUGAACAUUACUGGGAUUUGAACCACGCUGGACAUAACAAUGACAAUGAUCAUGAUCAUGACCAUGAAUCUUAUGAACAUAGCUCCGACGAUGAUGGUUCAUACCACCCUGAAGCCAGUGACCCAUACGAUGAGCCAAGCGAACAGUUACCAACCUACAACAGUGAUGAUGCCUACGAUCCAGAAAAGUCCUCCAAGUCAGUGUACGAUGAGAGUGGUAGAAAUAAACGAGCUCAACCAAGGCUAAGAGUAGAUAGAAAGCCGCAAGAAUAUCAAGAGGAACAUAAACCAGAGACCCAGCGAGUUUACAGACCUCGCAACCACAAAGAAAGGAAAACUCAAAAUAUAGCAAAAACCACACCCAAAUAUGUCCACGACGAGUCUAAUAAUGAAGAAGUUACAGAACAACCAAAGGAACACAAACAAAAUAUAGGAAACAAACUAAAAAUCAAUGUCGACGAUAAUAUUGAAGAUACGAAAGAAGUUAAAAAACCUUCCUUAGAAGAAUCAUUUCCUAAUGUACCAAAUAGACCAAAGGCCCCAUACGUCCCCUACGCAACCGGUGCCGGGGUGAGACAGUAUAAUCCCGAGCUGACAGCCGCCUCUGCUCCUCCUAGGCUCUUCCUGGAUCCAUCUACUGGGCACAUUGUGGAUAGAAGCACGGGUCAAGCCUACGUGUUGCAGCCUCUACGGGCUAAUAACUAUAAUUAGUAGAAUAAUAAUGGUAUAUUAGUAAGAAAGUUCUUAACGAUAGUUACC